Molecule: messenger RNA, 1923 nt
Organism: Eptesicus fuscus (big brown bat)
Lineage: Eukaryota; Metazoa; Chordata; Mammalia; Chiroptera; Vespertilionidae
Gene: LRG1
Product: leucine rich alpha-2-glycoprotein 1
Exons: 2
Coding region: 42-1187 (381 amino acids)
Cellular component (GO): extracellular matrix
Molecular function (GO): protein binding
Source: RefSeq, a predicted model, not a curated record
CAGCCCAGGUAAGUAUAAGGCCACCUCACCAGACCAAAGGAAUGUGGAUGGAAAAGAGAGAGGCCACCAUGUCCUCUUGGAGCCCAGAGGGAAGCCAGAGCCCAGGGGUCCUGGACCCCCAUCUUUCUAGAACCCUGUUCCUGCUGCUACUAAUUGUGGCCCCCUCAGUUCAAGGGGUCACCCCAAGCCCUGAAGCCUGCCAGGUGUUCCAGUCAAGCAAUGGCAGCUCCGUCAACUGCUACCCACCUGCCAAACUCCCCCGACAGCUCCCAGCCGACACCAUCUUCCUGUCCGUGGAGUUCUUCAACCUCACCCAGCUGCCACCGGAGACCCUCCAGGGCAUCUCUAACCUCCAGGAGCUGCACCUUUCCAGCAACGGGCUGGAGACGCUGUCCGACAAGUUUCUGUUGCCUGUGCCUCAGCUGAAGGUGCUCGAUCUAACCCGCAACGCCCUGACCCGGCUGCCCGCCGGCCUCUUCCAGGGCUCAGCCACCCUCCACACCCUGGUGCUGAAUCAGAACCAGCUGGGAGCCCUGGAAACCUCGUGGCUGCAGGGCCUGAAGGCCCUGAGGCAUCUGGACCUAGCCGGGAACCACCUCCGGACACUACCCCCCGGGCUGCUGGCCAACUUCACCGACCUGCGCAUCCUUGACCUUGGCAAUAACCAGCUGGAGACUUUGCCCUCUGACCUUCUGAGGGGCCCCCUGAAGUUGGAACGGCUGCACCUGGAGGGCAACAGAUUGCAAGCACUCGAAGAGGGCCUGCUGGAGCCCCAGCCAAACCUGAACUACCUUUUCCUGAGCGACAACCGGCUGGCCACGGUAGCGGCCGGCGCCUUCCGAGGUCUGAAGCAGCUGGACAUGCUGGACCUGUCCAACAACUCACUGAGCAGCGUGCCCAAGGGGCUCUUGGCAUCCGUGGGGCAGCCCGGGGCAGCCCGGGACAUGAAGGAUGGCUUUGACAUCUCUGGUAACCCCUGGAAUUGCGACCAGAACUUGGACGGCUUCUAUCAGUGGCUUGUGGACAAUAAAGACAAGAUGUUCUUCCGGAAUAACACAUGCUGCGCUGAGCCUAAAGCCAGGCAGGGCCAGACACUGCUGGCCGCGGCCAUGUCUCAUUUGAAGCUCACGGCUGGGGUGGAGAUGGGUAGGAACGGCCUGGCGGAACACUGCACAUUAGGCAAUUAAUUCCCUUUUAAGGGUGAGGCAGGCUUUCCACAGUUGCUAGACCCACGCUUCCCCAAACACCCCUGAGGCUCACAGGCCUCCUUGCCUUUGCUCACGCUUUGCUCAUUGCUUUUCCAGGAAUGCCUUCCCCACUUCCCACAUCUCUUGGUCCCCCAGCUCCCUCAGCACAACCCUGGCCGCACUGGGCUGUCUCUGACUCUGGCUCCCCCACUUUUGGGGGGCUCUCUGAGUGCAGGGCCUGGGGCCGAGUUGUCUCACUUAGUUAGGUGUCAGACCCGAGGGGUUUAAUAAUUGUCAGCCCUAGCUGGUUUGGCUCAGUGGAUAGAGUGUCAGCCUGUGAACUGAAGGGUACCAGGUUAAAUUCUGGUCAAGGGCACAGGCCCAAGUUGCGGGCUUGAUCCCCAGUAGGGGGCGUGCAGGAGGCAGCCAAUCAAUGACUCUCAUCAUUGAUGUUUCUAUCUUUCUCUCUUUCUCCCUUCCUCUCUGAAAUCAAUAAAAAUAAAAUAAAAUGUAAAAUAUUUUUUAAAAAUAUAAAUAAAUGUCAAACAGAAUUGGACAAAUGGGCAUUUACUGUGUUCCUGCAUCUCCCAAGUCAACUUCCUACUUCUCCAGGAUGAAGGAGGAAUAGGCAUGACCCAGGGUGCUGGGUGCUGGACUUGAAAUCUGAUGACCCGUGGCUCCUCCUCCUCCUCUCUCCAAUCCUGAGGCUUAACUGGAAAUAAAACUCUGACUAUUG